Molecule: messenger RNA, 2664 nt
Organism: Tetrahymena thermophila SB210
Lineage: Eukaryota; Ciliophora; Oligohymenophorea; Hymenostomatida; Tetrahymenidae
Product: cyclic nucleotide-binding domain protein
Exons: 6
Source: RefSeq, a predicted model, not a curated record
AUGGUCAUAGACUCUAAAUUAGAUACUUUGAAUCAAAGAUUAGAUGAAAGCAUUGUCAGCGAAGGAGAUUAAAUACCAAAUUUGACAAUAGUUUAACAAGCACAACAUUAAUAGCUUAAUGUUAAUUUAGGUUUGCAAAUAAAUGAAUAGCGUUCUAAAAUGCCCUCUAUAAAUAUCAUGAAUAACUCCAUUUAAAAUAAAUCUACUGACAUUAUUGAGCUGAAAAAUAAUUUUUAAAUAAGUCAAAAUAAUGAGUCUUUUUAAAAAAAAUUUACAGAAAAGCAUGUUAAAAUUGACAAUUCAAUGAAUAAAUACUUUUCAUUAAGAGGGGAAGAGAAUUUAGUAUCAAUUACUGAAGAAAAUAAGUAGAAGGUUGAGUAGAAUUAGAGUUAGAAUGUCUUACCUAUUCUUUUAAAAUUGAAAAUGAAUUUAACAAAUAAGGAAAGUAAAAUUAAUAAAAAUUUGAGGGUAAGUAAUAAAAAAAUUAGAAAAUUUAUCAAUGAUAUCAGCGAUAAUUUUUUCGAAAGGGAGAGCUUUUAUUUGUAAUGCUGUGCCAAAAUUUAUUCUUGCUUUUCAUUUAAACAAUUCUAAAACAAAACUUUUGUACCUUUGUUUCAUCCAUAAAGCAAUUUGAAAAUAGCCAUGGAUAUCUUCUUUUGCUUAAUAAAUUGCUUAUUUUUUUACUUCUCGUCUAUACUUAUCACAUUUUAAGUCGAUUUAGAUAUUGGAUCUGAUAUAUAUAAUAUUAUGUACAUUGUUUGGCUUUUGUAACUUUCUAUUGAGCUCAAUACAGCUAUUUACUAAAAGAGUAACUUAAUUUAGGCUUGCUUAUGGUAUUUACUUGGAGUUUUGGAGCUGCAUUACUUUGGAGAAGAAAAAACUUGGUUUGAUGAAGGCAUAGCUGCUGAUAAGAAUUGGAUUAAAUUGUAUGUUUGUUCUCUUUACUGGUCACUUACCUUAAUGACUACCGGAUCUAAUGUAGCUUAAACAAUUUCAUAGGCAUCAUUCACAUCAUUUAUAAUGCUAAUUACAACAAUUAUAUUUGGUUAUUUAGUUAACAUAAUUGGCAUAAUACUUACAGAGGCAGAUUAAGAAGAAGAAAAGCAGAGAAGAGAUAUUAAUUAAAUCAACAAGUACAUGAGAAAAAGAUAAAUUAGCAAAACUCUUCAGAGAGCAAUUAAUUUAGAUUUAGAAUACUACUAUCAUCAUAAUUACAAGAAGGAUGAUGAGCUUAAUCAAUAGGUUUUAUCUAAAAUCUCAAAUAAUUUACUUCAUGAUUUAAAGGAACAAUAUUUCGGAAAAAUUUUAGAUAAAAUACCAUUCCUUUCAUGCAAUUUUAGUCAUGAAACUCUUUAAAAGCUUUCAAUGGUAAUUGAAGAAGAAUCUUAUUUACCAGGUUAGGUGAUAAAUGAUAAUAUAAGCUAACCACACAACAAGUUAAUUUACAUUGUUGAAGGAUCAGUUAAGUUAGUCAGAUAAGUUUGUGAAUAUGAUUACGAGUAAGCCCAUAUUAAUGAUAAUAAUUUUGUAGGUAAGGAAUAAGUGCUAGGAGAAGUAUAAUUUUUUGGAGGAGUAAAUGAAGGAAUGAUAUACUAGGCUUGUGAUUUUACACGAAUUUUAACAAUACAAAGAGAUAAAUUUUUAGAAACCAUAAGAUAAAAUGAAAAGGACUUGUAAGUUUUUUGCAGCAUUAGAGAAAAAGUAGGUUUGUAUUAAGACUAUGAAGUUAUAAAAUUGGCAUGUAAAGUUUGCUUUAAAAAUAAACACUAAUAGGAGCACUGCCCUUUAGUCCACUUUGAUAAAUCUGAUUACACAAUAAAAGAGAAUUUUUUCCUUAAUUAAAAAUAAAUAAGACAAGAUUGGGAUAGAAAGAAAAAAGCAUAGCCUAAUGCAAUAAUGAACUAACCCCUUGUUGAAGAAAAAUAAAGAGAACAUUAAAAAAAUACAUCUAAAAAUAAUUAAAAUCAAUUAUGUCCUAAAAGAGAACGAUUUUUAGCUUUAAGUACAAUUCAGAGUAAAGACUUAGAUCAAUAAUACAGAUGUAGCAGCGACGCUCAACGAUCCUGCACUCAAAGUAAAAUUGAGGAUUUUGAAGAUGAUUAAAAAGUUUAGAAUUCUGAAUAUCAGAUUCAAAGACAGAGAUAAAUGUCAACAUAAAAAUAUAAAAAUCCAAAUAGGACAAAUGUUUCUAUUAAUUAAAAUAUCGAUGAUGAAAAUGUUUAAGAAUAUACAACUAAGGAAAGGAAAUCCAACGACCAAUAAGCGAUCAUGUCACAGAAUUUAGAUUAUCCUUAUUAAAGCUAAUAAAUUUAAAGUUCUUAGCAAAACUUAAACAUCAAAGAUGUUGCUAACUUAAAUUAUUUGUAAAACUAGUAAAUUUAUUAUCCAAUGAAUUUGGAUUAAAGGAUAGAUAGAAUUGAAGAUUUAUUAAAAAACUUAACAAAAGAAUAAAUAAAUAAAGUAAUUCAAGGUCAAGACAAGCUAUUUGCAAGCGAAAAUAUUUAGAAUAAUAAAAAUAAUCAACAAUCCAUUAUUGAAAUUGAUUAGAAAAGAGAUUACGAUAUUUAUUUUCCAUAUGGAAAUUCUUAUAAAAUUAUCUCAGAGUACAAUCAAAAGAUAAGAUUUAAUGUAAGGAAGCUUAAGACUUCUAAGCUACGUAAGUGA